Molecule: messenger RNA, 3441 nt
Organism: Cuscuta epithymum
Lineage: Eukaryota; Viridiplantae; Streptophyta; Magnoliopsida; Solanales; Convolvulaceae
Source: the annotation of a GenBank genome assembly
GUUUUAUUGAAAAUAUAAGAACAUAUCGUAGAGUGAAGGUAGAGUGAAGAGCAACGAACCCUAACUGAUCGAGUGAAGAGUUAGAAUUUUCAGCCUUCUUUGCUAGAUUUGCCGCGAUUGUCGAGAUCGAGUGCCUCCAUCGUCGUCGAUCCUCUGCGAAGAACGACACAACCACCCGUCAACGGUCAAGCAUCUUCAUCCUUGUCGCGCGAUGGCUGCUAUUGACUUCGAAGAAAGCCGCAACAGUUCAAUCCGUGGUCGAUAGCUUGCCUUCUACGAAGUACGACUGUGAAAUUGUCAUCUCUAUUCCGUCAAUCAAUAUAUAGUUUGCUUCACCCCCUAGGUCAGGAGUCAAUUCCAAGACAGUUCCAGUAUCAAUCGAGGGUAGCACCGGUUGCAUUACCAAAGACCAUCACAUCUCAAUUGUCUGUGAAGCAAACCUAAGGAUGAAGUCAGCUUCAAAAAAUCACAAGAAAGACACAAGAGAUGUAGAGACAGAAGAUGAUAUGGAUGACUUGAACGAGAAACCAAUUAGGCGACAGAAAACAAAGAAGAAAAUGUUGCUUCAGAAAUGCACUGAUAAGAAAGUGGUGGUCAAAGUGAAUGAGUUUGGUGUUCUUGCUGGUAAGGGCUGGACUGAAUUGGUCAGUUACAUUGGGGUGUUGGUGAGAGAUUAUGUGUCAAUAAUGUUUGAUGAUUGGAGAGCAGUUCCAGAGGAAGUCACCGACGGCAUUUGGGGGAAUAUUCUGAAUUUGUUUGACUUGCCUCCGAAUUCAAGGAAACAUGUCUACAGUGCAAUGGGAGUUGCGCUAAAAAAUUUCAGAAGCACGCUUCGCACGAAGUUCAUCUGGAAGUUCAAGAAUAAUCGCGAGAAGUUACGCUCUCCUCCAGAAAAGUAUAAGCAGAUCACUACUGAUGAAUGGAGAAUGUUUGUUAAAAAGACAUUCAAAGAAGAAUUUCAGGCGAAAAGUAAAAAAAGGAGAGAGAACCGGAAGAAGAAUAUAUAUAACCACCGACUGGGAUCCACAGGUUAUGCGGGGUUAAUUGAGAAGAAGAAAAAAGAACUUGGAAGUAAUGCGAUAGUCAUCGAUCGAUCAGACACGUGGCUGUGGGGAAGGGAAAAAAAGGGAGGCGGAUAUGACGAUAGUGUGAUUGAAGUGGCUAAUGAAAUCAAGGAGCUGAAGAACAAAGUUGCUGAAGGGACAUUUACGCCAGUUGAAGACAAAGAUGUUCUUGCAGUUGCUCUUCAGAAAAAACCCAAUGGUAGUAGAAUACAGGGUGUAGGGCACUUCAUAACCCCAACAAUGUACUUCCACAGGCCAAGUGUUGCGAUAACUGAGAAGGAGAAAGAAAAGAAAAUAUGUGAUAAAAGAUACAAAAUGAUGUUGGACAAGUUUGAUGAAAUGAAAACUUGUAUGUCGAAUGGUUUUAGUGAAAUUGGCAGUUGUAGUAUUGCCAAUAAGUCUAAAAAGAGAAAGGUAUAUACACACAUUUAGUACAUUCGUCCAUAUCCUAUUACAAGUACAGUUAAAGCUAAUGUAUUUGGUUAUUUUUCAUUCCAAGUCCGGUGGAGAGGUGGAUCAGCCCAUUUGUACUCCUAGGAGAUCUCCUAGACUGAAGUCAAAGCAGAAUAAUGAGGACGAACAACUUGAGGAAGGGAAUGAAGGAAACAGAGAUAGUACUACGGCGAUGAGGAAAUCAAGGAAAUCAAACUCUACUCCUCGGAAAAGGCUGUUUGAAACUGUUCCUAAAAUAUCGCCGCGGCGUGUAAGAACAGAGACUUCACCGGACAUGUCUGACGAGGAGGAUAUGGAUGAAGAUAAACAGCAGCCUCAGCACAAGGUUAAAAGUUCCCGUAGAGAGAAAGGGAAAAAGGCUAGAAAAUCCCUUUCAAAGUAUCAAAGUUCUAAGGAGAAUAUGGAUGAAGGUAAAGAGCAGCCUCUCCCAAGGGUUCAAAGUUUCGAAAGACAGGAUGACGAAAAUGAUAGAGAGCCUCUAUCAAAGUUUCAAAGUUUAAAGGAGAAUAUGGAUGAAGGUAAAGAGCAGCCUCUCCCAAGGGUUCAAAGUUUCGAAAGACUGGAUGACGAAAAUGAUAGAGAGCCUCUAUCAAAGUUUCAAAGUUUAAAGGAGGAUAUGAAUGAAUAUGAAGAGCAACCUCUGGUAGGGGUUCAAAGUUUCCAAACAGAGGAGAGCAAAUAUGAUAGAAAACCUCUUGCAAGGUUUCACAGUUCAAAGGAGGAUAUGAUGAGUGAAGAUGAAGAGCAGCCUCAGAAGAAGAUGAAGAUAACAACAAAGCCUGACAAUGAAGUGAUCGAGGAUAAUCCUGAAGAUCUGGAGAGGUGUGGUGUGGUGGUUGUCAAAGAGAAGAGAGCAAAAAUGAAAGCAAAACCCCCACUAAAUAUGCAAAGAAGGACAAGGGCGGUUGCCGAAAAGAAAAGAAGUCCAAGUGCUAACUUGCAAAUGUUUUCCAUUUUAGUUGAGAACUGUCUUGGUGAUGAGUGCACAAUCAGCCAUGGUGCGGAAAUAUUUGGGUUCGAAACUAAAUCUGUGUUUAACAAGGAUGUUUGCCGGUUAGUCAUCAACUUUGAGGAGGUUUCAAACUCCAUAAUUGAGAUUUGGUCGAGGUACUUGCACGAGCAGAUGAUAAAUGAAGGAGGGGAGAUCCUUGUUCAGUUUGGUACAUCUUCAGCGGUACGAAAACCGAAGAAGCAAACCGUGCAAUCUGUAACAAAGAGGUCGCAGUAUAUAGCCGAUCUCUUAGGCGUUGCAUUGCUCGGACAGAUCACAUUAAUCCCCUAUAAUACUGGAAAUCAUUGGGUCUUGACUGCAAUUGACAUGGCUAGGCAAACAGUAUAUUACUUGGACUCUAUAGGAGGAUCUCCAGUAGAAGAUUUGGAAAGCAUAGUGAAUCAAGGAGUGAGGAUUCAUCAUGCCUCAACUUCUAAGAAUAGGAUGAAUCUGAAAUGGGUGCGAGUCAUGUGCCCGAAGCAAGCAGGAGGAAUGGAAUGUGGUUAUUUUGUUAUGAAAUAUAUGAAAGACAUUGCGUCCGAUGUCAAACUCUUGGAACAAAAUUUCUCUGAAAUUAAGGAGUACAGUGACAAUGAUAUUUUGGGAAUACGUGAAGAGUGGGCUACAUAUGCAGCUACUUUGAUAACAAUGUUGAUGAAUGAGGCUGCUAGGAAGACUUGAUCAUGUGAAGCUGACUGGGCGAUAUGUACUUAUGAACUGUUAUUGGCGUUGUAUGUACGAUGUGUAGGAUGCUCACUUUUUGGACAAAACUAUGUAGUUGCUUAGAAUUCUAUUAACCAGUACUUACUUUUUGGAAAAUCACUUUUGUGUUGGAACUUGCUGGAAUUUUUGUCAUGUUUUGUCCAGCAUACCUAGAACGCAAAGUUCAACAACAAUGUAGCUUGGAGUUUGACAUGAAUAUUCUGCUUUAAA